AAUAUACAAUCCUGCAUUCGAUUUUGCAACAAUUGUCAAACUGAAUUGUGUUUGUUGUUUUUCGAAAUUCGCAAAGUGUGUGUUUAUUUGCGGUUGCGCCUGUGUGGGUGCGUGUGUGUGUGAGUUGGGUUGUGUUUUGGUAUCCAGACACAAGAGCAGAAAAGGCGACGGAGAAGAGAAAAACAAACCAAAAGACACGGCAAAUCAGUCUAGUCAACAAAGCAGACCAAAUGAGCACGCACUUCGAGACUAACGAGCAGCACAAACUAAGCCAAAAAUAAAGCUAAAGAUAAAGGAGAGGCCAGAAGCAUCACACACACACACACGCUCCCCAAACACACACACACUCGCACACAUCCCAUCCCAUCCCAUCUAAUUACACUGAGCGAAAUCGGCGGCAAGAUGCGGGUGGUGGCCAUGGUAAGUGGCGGCAAGGACAGCUGCUACAACAUGAUGCAGUGCGUCGCCGAGGGACACGAAAUCGUCGCUCUAGCCAAUCUGCAUCCCAAGGACAGAGACGAACUGGACAGCUUUAUGUACCAGACGGUCGGCCACAUGGGCAUCGAGAUUCUGGCCAGCGCGAUGGGAUUGCCGCUGUACCGGCGAGAGACCAAGGGCAAGAGCACCCAAACUGGCAAGCAGUACGUGCCCACCGAUGACGACGAGGUCGAGGAUCUAUAUAGUCUGCUGGAGACAUGCAAGCACGAACUCCAAGUGGACGCGGUGGCCGUGGGCGCCAUCCUCUCGGAUUACCAGCGCGUUCGGGUGGAGAACGUCUGCAGCCGCCUGAACCUGAUAUCCCUGGCCUACUUGUGGAGGAGAGAUCAGACUGAAUUGCUGCAGGAGAUGAUCGACUGCCAGGUGCACGCCAUCAUCAUCAAGGUGGCUGCCCUGGGCCUCGUGCCGGACCGCCAUCUGGGCAAAUCGCUGCGCGAGAUGCAGCCGCACCUGCUGAAGAUGCGCGACAAGUACGGACUGAAUGUCUGCGGCGAGGGCGGCGAGUACGAGACCUUCACCCUGGACUGCCCGCUCUUUCGGCAGCGGAUCGUGGUCGAGGACAUCCAGACGAUCAUCAGCAGUGCGGAUCCCAUCUGUCCGGUGGGCUACAUCAACUUCACCAAGCUAACGCUGCAGCCGAAGGAUUCGAGCGGCGGCGGCGGCGGCGGCGGAGGAGGAGCUUCGAACAGCAGCGGCGGCGGCGGCGGCGGAGGAGGAGGAGUCGUUGGAGUCGUCGGUGGCGUUGGCGGCGGUGGUGGCGGAUGCGGUGAUGUCGUCUUCGUUAAGCGUUCACUCGACUACAUUAGCGACCUGAACGAAUCGACGUACAGCGACCUUAGCGAUCCGGACUUCAGUGAAACGGAACUGGAGCUGAUCGAAAAGGAGACCCGACUCCGCGAAUCACUGAGCCAAAGCGAGCUGAUAUCGCGGAGUAACUCCUUUGGCCGACAUCUGGCCGCCACCGCCUCCUCGCCGAUACCCAUUGUCACGAAGAGCGCCAGCGUCGACGAGCCCACAGCGGCGGCGGCGAUAGCGCCGAUGCUCGGCGGUGGCCAGCCGUACCUCUGUUCCACCUCGGCGUGUGCCUCCAUGCUGCUGACCACCGGCCAUGGCAAUGCGAAUGCAGGCUUGAAUGCCCACAGCCAUAACACCACCAGUCACAGCCAUAGCCAUCACCAUCACAAUGCCGAUGGCGGGAUGAGCAGCUUGGCCAGCUCACAGAGCCAGGCCGGUGGCCAUGGACUCGGCAGCAGCACGGCCGCCGUUUGCGGCUCGCUGUCGCUGGCCAUCUCCUCGCUUGGGCUAACCGCAAAUACCUGCUGUCAUCCGGGAGGAGCUGGAGCUGGAGGAGGAGCACCUGCAUCUGCUGCCACACAACCGCCCAGUCCGCUGAAGUACGAGCGGGAAUUCCGUCCACUGGCCAACGAGGCCAGAGCGGCCAUCAAUGCCAAGGGCUGGAUGUGGCUGGCGGGCAUACAGGGCUCCGGAACGGAGGGCAUUGAGCAGGGAAUGCAGCAGGCGCUGGACAAGCUGAGCGAUCUCUGCCACUCCAGGGGCUACGAUCUGCAGGACCUGUGCUACGUCACGCUGUAUGUGCGCUCCAUUGGCGAGUACCCGGCACUGAAUCGGAUCUACCAUCGCGCCUUCGACUUCCACAAUCCGCCGACGCGUGUGUGCGUCGAGUGUCCGCUACCGGAUGGCUGUCAUGUGGUGAUGGAGGCGAUUGCCUAUCGCCAGCCAGUGGCCGGUGCGAUAUCCAGUGCCGAGGAGCGGGAUCGCGAGGGCGAGGAAACGGCGGCGGCGCUGCUCAACGGUCGCCGGAAUACGAUGCAUGUCCAGGGCAUCUCGCACUGGGCGCCGGCCAACAUUGGUCCAUAUAGCCAGUCCACACGGAUUGGCGACAUUACGUACAUCUCCGGCCAAAUCGCCCUGGUUCCGGGCAGCAUGACAAUCAUCGAGGGCGGCAUCCGUCCGCAGUGCAAGCUAACGUUGCGCCACAUCAGCCGGAUCGCCAAGGCGAUGAAUGCCCACGGCCAGCUGCGGGAUGUGGUGCACGGCAUCUGCUUCGUUACCCAUCCGGCCUUCAUUGGCGAGGCGCGUCGCCAGUGGGAGCGUCGCACCACCAAUGCCAUCAUGGACUACAUUGUCCUGCCAGCGCUGCCGCGUGAGGCACUCGUCGAAUGGCAGGUGUGGGCUCACACCCACAACGAUCGGUUCGACUAUGAGGAGACUGGCUGUUCGGUGGGUGACUACACCAUUUCGAUACGACGCCGCUGGAACUACGAGAACAAUUGUGCGGCCAUCGUUUGCUAUGUGUCCACUGGUCUGGCCUCGUCCACCACCCAACUGACCCAGCUGAGCGACGAUAUACUGGGCAACCACUGCCGUUUGGCGCAAUCGGUUAGUGCCGAGCAUCUGGACGAGAUCCUGACGUAUGUGGUGAAUCGCCUGCUGAAGGACUAUCCGCUGGCCAAGAAGCCGGCGCCACAGACGACGAACUCCUCGGGAACGCCACCGGCCACGCCCACGCAGCAACCGGGCGGCGCUGGCGGGGAUCAGCACCAGCAGGUGCCGGCGAUUCAUCUGAAGCUAUUCUAUCAGGUGAAUGCCGCACCGGCGACGGAUCUGCUCUUCCAGGCGCUGCACGAUUUCCGGAUCAAGUGCCAGGAGACGGCGGCCGUUGUCUACACAGUGCUGCCCGCCUGCAGUCUGCACAACUUCAGUACGUUCCUGUCCAUUUGCGGAGUGAGGCACGAGUAGAGGCGCCACACGCAGCGAGUCCAAGGAUGACGACGAUUAGGAGGAGGAGUAGAAUGUUGAGGAUGAGGAUGAGGAUGUGGAUGUGGAUGAUAAUGAUGAAACAAUUUGCUGCCACCGCACCAAGCAGAACACAGAAUAUAUAUAUAUAUGUACACCACUAUAUAUACACCCACAAGAUAUAUGUAUAAUGGAGGGUUCUCCCAUUCGUUGGACAAAGAAUUGCAUUGAAGGAGAAAAUCAUCUUUGAAUAGUUCACAGGCAGUUGACCUCUUCAGUUUUAAUGAGACUUCAAAAGUUAUUACCACAAAAGUGUCAUAAUUUGUGCAUUGUAAAUGGAACAAGUCAAACUUAACACAAAUUUAACAUUUUAGCCAAGAUAUUCAAAAUAUUUCCAGCACCCUUUGUGAGUUCUAAAAUUACAAAUCAAUAGAAGGUCAACUGCCAAGAAUUAUGCCUAGAUAACUAGAAAGGUCCCACAAUUUGUUUUUCAGUUUGAAAGAUCAUCUAAAACCGACCCAAUUAAAUGUAAAAGCAGCUUGCCCUUUGUUGAUAUUGUUAACUAGCAAACGAUCUAUAGAUCGGCCAGAUAUCUUGAGGCCUGCAUGCUGUAUCCAUUAAUAAGUUCCCUUCGUGUCGCAGUUUUGGACCAAACUCUCUUAAAAAAAAAAGAUAAAGAAAAACCAAAAACGGAUCUAUGCAACUCAAGCGUUUCAGCAACUAGCGAAGGAAAGCCAAGCAUACAAAUUCAACUUAAAGCAACUUUAUAUAUUAUAUACGAAGAAAGUAAACCAUUUUUGUGCACUCUAUUGCCCAGAAAAAACCAAAAAACAAAAAGAAAACAAAACAAAGCAACUGUAACUAUACUCUUAUACAACUAUUAACUACUAUUACUAUUUUCGAUGUGCUUUUCUUUACGCUCCGAUUUUUUAUAUAUAUAUAUAUGUACAUCUCAGCGAUUUUUGUUCAUUUUUAAAAUAGCCAGAAACUUUUGACCAAACAAAAAGAACACUCACAAAAACACGACAGCAUUGUGAAGCAAAUGAUUUUUAUAUGACGAUAAGCUUUAAAUAUUGUGGAAACCGAAUGAUGUGGCCCAUUCUUUUGACCACGUCGCAUCAUUUUCUUUAUCCAAAAAAUCCGAAUGUAGCAAAUAUGCCAUAGAGAACCUAGAUUUUAUCAACUUGUAUUUUUUUUUUUUAUAGAUAUCGAAAUUACCGAAUAGAGAUUAUUGAAUGUGUUGCUUAAAGUACAACUUGUCCAUCCUUUUUCCUGCACAAUCUGCGACAAAAUGCAAAAAAAAAAAAAAAAACAUCCGUGAAACGAUUUUGGUCGAAUUCCACACCAAAAUUUUGUCAACAUAUACUUUUUAAUGUAAAGUACGAUACAAUAUCGAUGGGGACGCUGAGCGGGGGAAUAAUAUAAAAAAAAAAAACGAUUAUUACAUGCUAUUAUGUAUUGUUAUGAAAAUAUAUUGAUAUUGAUUGAGUGUCAUCACAAAAGUCGACAUAAAAAACCAAA
Molecule: messenger RNA, 4776 nt
Organism: Drosophila ficusphila
Lineage: Eukaryota; Metazoa; Arthropoda; Insecta; Diptera; Drosophilidae
Exons: 8
Coding region: 403-3258 (951 amino acids)
Biological process (GO): protein histidyl modification to diphthamide
Molecular function (GO): diphthine-ammonia ligase activity
Source: RefSeq, a predicted model, not a curated record